Molecule: messenger RNA, 1797 nt
Organism: Colletotrichum graminicola M1.001
Lineage: Eukaryota; Fungi; Ascomycota; Sordariomycetes; Glomerellales; Glomerellaceae
Product: GMC oxidoreductase
Exons: 4
Coding region: 1-1797 (598 amino acids)
Molecular function (GO): flavin adenine dinucleotide binding; oxidoreductase activity, acting on CH-OH group of donors
Source: RefSeq, a predicted model, not a curated record
AUGCUACUGAGCAUUGCAAGCGUCAUGGCCGAAUCAUAUGACUAUAUUAUCGUCGGCGGUGGUACUGCCGGCCUCACUGUCGCAGCUCGCCUCACCGAGGACCCUCAAGUGACGGUUCUUGUGUUGGAAGCCGGCGCCGAUCGCUCCGAGGACUUGAAUGUGCUGGCUCCGGGUCUGUUCCUAGCUAUGUACGGCAACCCGGACUAUGAUUGGGAUUACAAGACUGUUCCUCAGACGGCUGCCAACAACAAGGUCGUCGCCCACAUCCGCGGCAAGCAGCUCGGGGGCUCCAGCGCAAUGAACUUCAUGUUCUGGACCCACCCUUCCCGGCGAGAUGUCGACAACUGGGGUGACCUGGGCAAUAUAGCAUGGUCUUGGGAUGCUCUCGCUCCCUAUUUCCGCAAGUCAGAGGCGUUUGUUGCCCCGUCGGCUCAGCAGAAGAGCGAUCUCAGUCUUAACUAUGUCGACCCAGUCGUGCACGGAACCAGCGGGCCCAUCGUCAAUGAGUUCCCCAAGCUGUACAGCCCCUUUCUCGAGGCGUGGCCGAGGACCAUGGAGAAGCUUGGUUUGGGCGUCAAGGGCGAUCCACGGGACGGAAAGGCGCUGGGAGGUUACGUCAACCUUCUCAACAUCAAGAAUGCGACGCGCAGCUAUGCGGCGAAUGCGUACCUCGGACCUGCACGUCAGCGAGCAAAUCUUAAGGUCAUGACAGAAUCCCACGUGUCCAGAAUACUGUUCAGAAAUGAUGAAAACGGCAUCGAAGCAACAGGUGUCAUGUGGACUCAGGGUGCCGACGAGGUCGAAGCCAUCGCCGCAAAGGAGGUAAUUCUUGCUGCGGGUUCCAUAGCCUCGCCACAGUUGCUCGAAUUGUCCGGCAUUGGCACCAGGGAAAUCCUAGAGAAGCACGGUAUCGAAGUACUGGUGGACAACCCCAAUGUCGGCGAGAACCUACAGGACCAUGUUUACGUCCCCCUUGGAUUUGCCGUCAAGACAGGGCUGCCAACGAAUGAGGACUACUCCAAUGCAACCUACUUCCAGGAGCAACUCGAUUUAUACCUACAGACGAAAACAGGUCGUCUAUCCUCGGCAGGCGCCAGCUCGGCGCUUCUGUCCCUUGAGCAGAUUGCACCCACUCUAAACUUUGACCCUCCCAUUCUUAAGAGCAAUAUCCCAGGGCUGGCUGAACAGUAUCGUCUUGUCUUUCGGGACUUGAAGUCGGAGGCUAUCGCUCAGGAGCUCACCAUUGAAGGCGGCAUCUCUCCCCAGUUCUCCUCCGACACGACGAAACUCUUCAACGCCGGCUCGCCUGGUAACUUUCUCUCGGUUCUGGGGGUCCUCGAGCACCCCCUAUCCAGAGGCUCAGUCCACAUCCAAUCUGCCGACGUGACCGCCCACCCAGAGAUUGAUCCACGCUACCUUUCGAACCCGCUCGACGUUCAGCUAUUGAAAACCAUCGCCCUCCACCUCCAAACUGUUGCGCGAACGAAGCCGUUGAGUGACCUGCUUCAGGGCGACGGUACCGUCUUCCAACCCGGUUAUCACGAGCUCACGACCCAAAACGUGGAGGAUUGGGUGCGAAAUAGUAUGCAGAGCGAGUACCACCCUUGCGGAACAUGCGCCAUGUCUCCAAGGGAAAAGGGCGGCGUCGUUGAUGAAAAGUUCAAGGUUUACGGAGUGAAGAACCUGCGGGUGGUUGAUGCUAGUGUGUUUCCUCUGAUACCGAGAGCUAAUAUCCAGUCCAUGGUAUAUGCUGUAGCAGAGAGGGCCGCGGACUUCAUAAAGCAGGAUGCACACUGA